Molecule: messenger RNA, 352 nt
Organism: Symbiodinium necroappetens
Lineage: Eukaryota; Dinophyceae; Suessiales; Symbiodiniaceae
Source: the annotation of a GenBank genome assembly
GAACCCCACUUGCACCACGUGAAGAUUGCUUUGAGAAACAAAGCCGGGGACAAUGUUGUGCCUACUGCAGUGCCAAUCAUUGCACCUCACGAGCUGGUGCCCUGGCUCUUAAGCAAUCAACUCUUGGUGCUGGACGACACAGCUGCAACAAAGUUCUGGGAGCAUCAUUCUACCGUCGCCACUCCGGGUGUUUCAAACUGCCGGAACUUCAAGGAUGGUUUUACUGUGCACCCUGUCUGUGUUUACGGCGACGAAGCUGAGUACACCCAGACCAAGCAAAAGAUCCUGGUCAUAUACAUUAGCUAUCUCGGCAAGACGCCGACCCGAGACGUCAAUGGCCAGCCGUGGGACA